Molecule: messenger RNA, 1248 nt
Organism: Fulvia fulva
Lineage: Eukaryota; Fungi; Ascomycota; Dothideomycetes; Mycosphaerellales; Mycosphaerellaceae
Exons: 3
Coding region: 1-1248 (415 amino acids)
Source: RefSeq, a predicted model, not a curated record
AUGGAGAAGCUCAUCUUGCGCGGUGUCAUGUGGGGCGCCGACAAGAUCCCGGACUCGGUCUUCGACAAGAUCCCCGGCGGCUACUACAAGGCCAAGGAGGAGCAGUACAAGAAGGAGAAGGCUGAGGAGAAGGCCGAGAGCAGGACCCACCGCGCCGACAUGCCCAAGCGCCGCAGCCACCGCCGCUACAGCGAGGACGAGUCCGACGACCGCAAACACCGUGCUGGCGAGCGCGACGACGGAUACGCCUCGGACGGCCGCACUCGUCGCUCAAAUGCGCAGAGCCAUGACGGCGCCGCCGACAGCUACGACACCGUCAACGACCGACCGCGGCGAAGAAGGAGCAGAGCAGACCCAAACAGAGGCGCCGAACGUUCCAAGCGCGAGAGCCGCAAUGCCGAGGAGACUCUCAGCGGAGGAUGGUCGUAUCAUGAUGGCCCUGUAGAGCCGCCGCCCAUGUCACCACAGCAAGCUGCUACAGGUGCCGCAUAUGGUUCCCCGCCUGCCACUCACACACUCCCGAACACUAUGGCAGCGCAUGUAGAGACGGCGAGUCGGUCGACUUCAACCCUACGUGGCGGAUACGUGCCGUAUGCAAACAUCUACGGAGGUCCAGCACAACCCCAGCAGCAUUCAGGAUAUGCGCCACCGCCUUCCGACACUGGAUCGGUGCAGCCCAAUCACAUGAACCAAGUUGCGCCUCCAGUACAGCCGCAGCCGCAGCACGGCUAUCACCAAAAUCCCUUUGCUCAGGAAGCUCCUCUCGGAAGUCAGCCAGCCUUCAUGCCCGAUCCCUACUACAACCCUCGCCGGUAUGAUGAUAAAUACGACGGACGUAGUCAGGGUACCGAUGAGCGCCGUUUCUCCAGGUCCCCGCCUCGUCGCCAUCGCUCCAGGAGAGACGACUACUCACCUUGCAACGACAGCCACGACGCACGAGACACCCGCCGACGAGCGCGUAGUGAGCGCCGCCACGGCGACCAUCCGCCAUCACAAACUCGAAGAGGUAAGUCGCGCAUCCGGGAUUCCAUCGAUACGUCCCAGCGCGGUCUGGGUUAUGGCGCGGUGGGUGCACUCGCUGGUGGUCUCGUGGGCAAUGAGCUCGGGAAAGGACCGCUCACAUCUGCUAUUGGAGCUGUCGUGGGUGCUGUUGGUGCUAACGCAUUUCAAGCUAGGGAGAGAAAGAAAAAAGAUGCUGGUGACCUCAGGGCAAUCGAAUCACGGUGUGGUGGCUACACUUCCGAUUAG